Messenger RNA from Toxotes jaculatrix (banded archerfish), 5893 nucleotides. RefSeq lists its product as uncharacterized. The record is from RefSeq and is a predicted model, not a curated record. The coding region runs from base 488 to 2788 and encodes 766 amino acids. The transcript has 13 exons. Lineage: Eukaryota; Metazoa; Chordata; Actinopteri; Toxotidae.
UCUCGGAACAGAGGAAAUGGGAUGCGGGCUAACUCCGUUAACGGUAACGGAUUUAUUUACUGUUUGGUGCACUCCCGUAGCAAUGGCAUAAAUUACCGUUACACAGCGGAUGUCAGAAGCAGCCAAAGCUAACGAGAACCGGUGUCGCUGAGUGGCGGGAAGCCCGUGUCUGUGUCGGGUUGUUGUUUAGGUUAGCUGCCUGUGCUAGCUCGCAACCUGGGUCUUUUAACGGUUUACCGGGAGUUAUCCUCGGAGGACACAGAUAAGCACCGCCUGGUCAAAGUUACGGUGAAUCUACACGGGCACUGCCUCACGUGAUGGACGGAGGAGCUCUGCUGUAGGAGGAACAAAGCGGGAAAGCUGCGGAUGUAGUUAGCAUCAGGCCUGAAUACCAACACACUUCCACUCCCCCCUCCUUGCCUCCCCUCUUCCUUCCCUCCCCCCUUGCUCCCUUGCUGCCCCUGGACUACAGACAAUCUCCCCGUCCAUGAUCACAAUGGAGCCAGCCCUCAAUCCGCUGCCACAGUUCCCAGAAAACUCUUAUAAAAUGACUGAGGAGGAUGUGAAGAGGCUAAUUGAGUUCAGGGCGUCCAACGAGGCUCUGUUCACCGGGAAAAGAAACUCUGCUAAGAUCGCAUGGAGCACCAUCCUGAAGGGUCUGGGUCUGGAGGGGAAGCUGACAGCAGACCAGAUUGCCAAGAAAUGGGACAACCUGCGGACAAAGUACAAGGACCUGAAGCAGCCCUACCAGGGCCAGGAUAACAUUGGGGGUGUUGUGGAGUCGUGGCCCUGGUUCCACAUCAUGGAUGAAGCCAUGCAGGGUCGCCUCUACAACAGCAACCUGGUGCUGAGCCCAGAGAACGCUGCCAACGUUGGUCACCGCGGCAACAGCCAACCCAGCCAGAACCAGGAGAACACCGACAUCCUGGAGUUCCUCAUCAAGACGGAGAUGGAGGACACGGUGGCAGCAGAGACGGCAGAGGACGAUGGGACGGUUCAAACGGAGGCUCCUCCUGCUGAGGGAGUCCCGAUGGGCUGGAGGAGGAUGACCGAGUGCUCCUAUAAAAUGACUGAACCAGAAACAGAACGAAUGAUCAAACUUCGAGCUGCAAACGAAGCACUCUUCACUGGCAGGAAACACUCAGCCAAACCGGCCUGGAGAGCAAUUCUGUACGAACUGGGUCUUCAGGGGAAACUGACCACGGAUCAGUUAGCCAAGAAGUGGGACAACUUGAAGAGGAGAUACAAGGAGCUGAAGUUUCCUGCUCGAGGCGUGGAGACGAACCCCAGCUCCUGGCCCUGGUUCUACCGAAUGAACGACGCCAUGGAGGGACGGUUUGCUGGUGCCGCACCCAUCCUCACACCCAUCGUGGAGGACGAAGAUGAAGACUGUGAGCCGCUGUCGCCAACGCCUAAGAAACGUGCCCGUCGGAGCAGAGGGGGAAUGGCCGAGUUUCUGACGGAGUCGGAGAUGGACCUACUGGUUGAUAACGAAGAGAAGAACGGGUCCACGGCUCUGGGGGAGCUGCACCGGAUGGCUGAGUUCACCUACAAAUUGACAGAGGAAGACACCAGGCGACUAAUUGAAUUAAGAGCUGCUAACGAGUCUCUGUUUACCGGGAGGAGAAAUACCGCUAAGCCGGCCUGGAGGGGAAUAGUGAAGGAGAUGGGUCUGAUGGGGAAGAUAACACCUGACCAGGUCGCCAAGAAGUGGGACAACCUCAAGACCAAAUUCAAGGACCUGAAGUUUCCUCCUCGAGGGAUGGAGAACCAGACUAACCCAGCCUCGUGGCCCUGGUUCCAGCUCAUGAGUGAUGCUCUGGAGGGACGUCUGGCGGGGAAAGCUCCCAGAGUGACGCCCGUCUGGACUAACGAGGAGGACGGCGUCUUUGGAUCGUCUCCUCCUCCUGACAGAGACUGUUUGAUGGCAGAGAGGAGCAGCAUGUCGGAGCUGGAGAGCAUGGUGGGGGGGGACAACACAGAGGCUGAUGGGAACGUCACCUACAUUGACGCCAGCGGAGAAGAGUGUUCAACACCCUCUGACCUCUCUUAUAAAAUGACAGACCAGGACACCAGAAGGAUGAUUAAACUCCGAGCUGCUAACGAAGCCUUGUUCACUGGCAGGAGAAAUGCCGCCAAAGCCGCGUGGAAGGCCAUCCUGAAGGAGCUGGGGCUGCAGGGGAAGGUCUCAACCUACCAGAUGGCAAAGAAAUGGGACAAUCUGAAGAGGAGAUAUAAGGAUCUGAAGUAUCCUCCUGUAGGGAUGGAGAGUGUAGCAGACGGUGCCUCCUCCUGGCCGUGGUUUCACCUGAUGAAUGAAGCCAUGGAGGGUCGUCUGGCAAGCAGUGCCCCCCUCCUCGCCCCUGUCACCAAUGACGAUGAGCAGCACCCUGACCCUGCCCCCAGACACAGGCCCCGCCCCGCCCCUCCUCCUCCCCCUCCCUCCUCCUCCGACUACGGACAGGAGGCGUUCUGCGACGCCACGGAGCAGAACCAGCAGAGCUCGGAGACAUGUGACGGGCCACUGGGAGGACUGGACAGGGAGUGGCAGAUGGUGGAGAGGGAGAGGACGGCGCUGGAACGGGAGAGGGAGAUGGUGGAGAGAGAUAGGGCAGCAGUGGAGAGAGAUAGGGCGGCUGUGCAGGCAGAGAGGCUGUGGUUGGAGAGGGAGAGGGUGGCGGUGGAGCGGGACAGAGCCAUGGUAGAGCAGGAGAGGGCGGCGCUGGAACAGAGAGCCUUGAUGCUGAACUCAGUAGGACACUCCGGACACCUCAACGCCCUCAUGUAGACCAUCAUGCUCCGGGGACGUAGACCGUCCCUGUAGUGGCGUCGCUUGUGGUCUGUCAGGGAGGUCUGGACCGCCUGUGUCGAGGAGUAAACCACACUGACGGACCACAGAGGAAAUGUAGACCUGGUGAACCUCUGUGAAGAGCCACGUUUGGGUGGUGGCUGUUGGUCUUCCACAUGGAGCUGGUGACGGACUGGUCCUGGAGAUGGACACCGCCCAGGGGUGUUGUCCAUCUUAAUAGGAGGGCUGCACAGUUAAUAUUAUAAUUAUCUCACCCACGGUUUUUCCCGUAUUUCCAUCCUCUGGCUCAUGUGCGCCUGAAGGUCCAGAUACACCUGUGUUUUAAUCACCUUUGUUUGAGUCGGUAUAGUUGUCCUCACAGGUCGCGUAAUAUCUCGCGUUUGAUUGGUUUACGAUGUCUUCCUUCGAGAACACACACACAGUGAUGUGCAGACCAGUUUGAGUUUCAGUGUAAGUCCAAGAAAACAACUGCCACACAACCCGUCUCCAGUGCAGCACCUGCUUCAUAUAUACAGUCUAACAUGUAUUCAUUGUGUCACCAUAGAUACUGUUUACAAAACAUGAAGAUAAAUAUGACCAUAAAUACAGAGAUGUGACGAUUAACCUUUCACAAUAUUCUCAAAUACGCAACUUCAUCUUAACAGAAUCCAUUUUACAGUGUAAGGUAUGUAAGUCUUUGUUCAGCUUUGUUAAUCAAACUGCAUUUGAACUUAACAUUUUCCAGUGAUGACCUCAGCUGACGAGGUUAUGUUUUUUAACCCGUGUCUCUUUGUUGCUUUGUUUGUUUGUUUGUUUGUUUGUUUGUUUGUUUAUUUGUCAGCAGGAUUACAUGGUUCAGGUUCAGGAUUACAUGGGUUCAGAUCUUUUAAUCUGAACUGAUUUGCCCCAGAUUUGGUGGAGGGACGGGACACGGUCCAGUGAAGAACACGUUACAUUUUGGUGUGGAUCUGGUCAAAGUGGCGGAUCCAGGAUUUUUUUCUUGUGAGACAGAGCAGUAAAGCAUCUUCUCAUCUCCAGUGAGAGAAGAGUCUGAAUGAUUCAUUUCCAUGAAAUGUGCUGUAACUGGAUCCAGCUGUUUUUAUGGAACUCUUAUGUUCCUGUUCUUUAUUUCGUUUUCUUGAUGUUUUUCCUUCACAUCCUUUUCCACCACAGAGAAGUGACACACUCUCUGUUCACAGCUCAGAGCUGUGGGAAAACCCAGGUGACCUACACUCAGUGUUGUACCUGAACGCAUCCAGAGCACUGAAGCUGCUCUGCUGGCCUGUGGCACUGAGUCCUGUUCUCAGGGUUGGUCCAGGUCAGAGGUCAGAGUGGUUUCUCACACCCUGAGAAACAUCCCUCUAAACCUGUACUCUCAUAAUCUCUGGAAACACACAUAAUGUGUGGUUCUUCCAUUGUGUGUUUGUUGUGUUGCAGCAGUGGUGCACCGUCGCUGCACACAGACUGAGCAGCAUCAGAUCAAAUCGUCACACCGAUAGAUUUUCCUGUGAGUGACUCAGAUCACCUUUGAGUUUGUCACGUUAACCCGUUUGACCAUAUUGGAAUCUUCCCUCCUCGUUCAGGAGAUUUGCUGCUUUUUUUUUUUUAGUCGAAUGAGAAUGAACUGAAUUAACAGGAUGUCGCAUGGUUAUGUUUUCCUGCUGACAGAGUAACUGACCGUGACAGUAAUUAGUCUUUGAUAUAACCACACCAUCACUCUGAAUUACCAUGAACAGAAAGAACAGAAAAAUUAGACCUUGGCUGCAACAGAGUAAAGAAUAAAUCCGAUGAUAUUAGACUGGAGACGGUAUAAAGGAGGAUUCACUGAAUUUCAUCAGCUCCACAGGUGCAGUUUAUCAGAUGAUGCAAAAACGAGAAACCUUCUGAAAUAAUUGUACUUUUCAUUUAUCGCUCAGACCUGAGACCUGUGCAGCUCUGCCUGUUGAGACCUGAACAACUGUAAACCAGUGUUACCAGUAAACCACCAGUCUAUGUAGACUAACACACUGGGAUGUAGACCACUGUGGACUGAAGAUGUGGCUUCAAGUCAAACUGGACAUGAAUGUAGAUGAACAUACAUCAUAACUUGCAUUCAGGUGUUUCACACACAGGUUUUAUUUGGUCGUUUUUGUAUUUAUUCAAAAUUGUUUUUUGUGUAAUUUACUUUUUAAAACACCUGGAGAUGUUUGAGACACUUCCCGUUCGUCUGCUGCAGUUUCAGAAGCAUCUGCUCGUCUGCCUCCUCAUCCACAGAUUUUUUUAUUUUCAUACAAAACCUCUGUCACACAAAAGAACAAGGACGAGUCACAUCCAAGAACCUGGAUCAGGGAAGAACAGUGAGGACAGUGUAGUAACGGCCUCAAUGACGGUUACACAUCAGAUCGUCCCUGAGAAAAACCAAGUCGCUCAAUUCAAAAUAAACAUAGGAUGCGUUGGUAACACAACAGCUGUGAGUCUGUGAACAUGUGUUUACAGGCUCUGAUUCAGAAGCGUCAGCAGACUGACCCAGAACUCAGAUAAAAAAAGACCUGAACCAGCGGGUCUAAGAGGGACAGUUUGGACAGACUGAUGUCCUCUGGUGUCUGUCCAUGUAAAACCUGAAGAGCUGAUUUUAAAUAAAAAUCUUUUCCAGUAUCAGUCCAUCAGAACUAACAGAGUCACUCUGAGAAACUGGGACAUUUUUGGACAUUUUAUAGACUGAACAAUGAAUCGAGAAAAUGAUGGGCAGGUUAAUUGAUAAUGAAGCAAAUAUGAGCUGCAGCCCGGAAUAAAUUCUCUUCCUGUGGGAAACACUGAGCUCUGUUCGUGGUCCUGGAGAUGGACUCAGUCAGAGGCUGGAUCCAGUUCUGCUGGAAGCCUUAAGAACUGAGACUCAGUGGCUGAGUUGUACAUAAGACCUUGCCUGUGAAUGCAAUAACUGUUGUGUCAUCAGCCAGACUCUGAAUGUGUGAAAGUUUCGUUUGUCGGUUCGCAGCACCUGUGUGAAAUGUUUGGUCGUUUGAACUCAGACUGCAGACUGGUCUUUAACCAAAGUUCAUCUGUUUGUGAUAUUUUUCAAGAAGGACCUGAUGGCGUGUUCCUGUUGUAGCCUUCAAUAAAUGGACC